Messenger RNA from Doryrhamphus excisus (bluestripe pipefish), 6694 nucleotides. RefSeq names its product pericentriolar material 1 (gene pcm1). NCBI's taxonomy places the organism in Eukaryota, Metazoa, Chordata, Actinopteri, Syngnathiformes, Syngnathidae. The record is from RefSeq and is a predicted model, not a curated record. Gene Ontology annotation, cellular component: centriolar satellite; ciliary basal body; centrosome. Gene Ontology annotation, biological process: protein localization to centrosome; non-motile cilium assembly; microtubule anchoring at centrosome.
UUGCUUCUUUUCCUGUAAGCACAUCCGGUGGUCUCAGCUUGAGGUAUUGCCACCUGCUGGUCGGCAGGAGGACUGUGUGGAAACGAAGUUUGCGACCAAUAGGUUGGCGGUGGUUACAGCCCGAGCCCACUAAGAGUGAUUGUGGUGGAAGGGAAGCCUGCUGGAUUUCGCCACUAACACAUUAUUUUAUCAGAUGGAUUCAGUGAGACGUCCCUGAGUGGUUUUAACAGGACAACAGAAGCUACGCAGACUACGCGGGUAACAUGGCAACCGGAGGCACUCCUUUGGACGACAGCGCGGACGAGUUGCACAACUGGACUGCAAGCAACGCCAGUCUGGAGGACAGACUCAACAACAUGGUAAAAGACGCUGAUCACAGGGGCAAAAGCAAUGCUUGGGGUGCACAGCAGCAGAAGAAGGCCAACCGAUCCUCUGAGAAGAACAAAAAGAAGCUGCCGGCUGCUGUGGUGGAAAGCCGCCUGACCAACGACAUCUCGCCCGACUCCACCCCUUGGAGCGGGCGCCGCAGACCCCUGCAAAUGAAAUAUGCCGCCCAGUGGUCUGUGCCAGACCAGGCGGAACUCGACAAGAUCCAUCAGAGGAUCAAUUUCUCUGAUUUGGAUGAGAGCAUCGGGAGCGACUCCCAGGGCCGCGUCACCGCCGCCAACAACCAGCGACAGCUGGCGGGGGAGAGGAAGAAGCCCUACAACUUCCUGCCGCUGCACGUCAACACUAACAAGAGCAAGGAGCCGCCCCCACCCGCCUCCUCGGCCACCCCGCCCACUCCGGCCGUCUCCAAGGAAAGUAAGAAAGCGAGCCCGGCGGCGAGGGAUGCGGUUAACCCCACCGCCACACCUGCCAAGGAAAUACCAGCGAGGCUCGUGUGUGGUGGCAUCGAGAGGGCUCCGGUUGCACUUGCUGACUUUGAGGGAGGGGAAGCCGGCAUUGAAAUUGGCCUGUUGGUGAGCAAGCUGGUGCAGGUUCGCGAGUACAUCAGCAAGGCCAGCUCCAUGCGCGAUGACCUGGUGGAGAAGAACGAUGUGCCCGCCAAUGUGGAGCGCCUUUCUCAUCUCAUCGAGCACCUCAAGGAGCAGGAGAAGUCCUACUUGCGCUUCCUUAAGAAGAUGCUGGCUCGGGAGAACGAGGACGAUGACAUUAGGACCCAGGACUCUGCAGUGGGCUCCGGGUCUUUGGUAGAGAGCACUUCACUGAACGCUGAUGUGAGAACUUCAGACGCUUCGAAUGCAGUGGGCGGCUGGCCUGAAGCAACUAUGCAAGACCAGAAGGAAGAGCUGGAGAACUUCCGCAAGCAGCACGAGCUGCUGAAGAAGAUGCUGGAGCAGCAGGAGCAGCUGAGGGCCCUGCAGGGCCGCCAGGAGGCGCUACUGGCCAUGCAGCACAGCGCGGAGCACGCACUGGCCGUGAUUGAGGACGCAGCAGUUGUCACGGAAACCACCGGCAGCGUCUCGGGCCUGAGCAUCACAUCGGAGCUCAAUGAUGAGUUGAAUGAUUUGAUCCAGCGUUACAACAACCAACUGCGGGACUCCCAGGCUAAUUCAGUCCCAGACAACCGUCGGCAGGCAGAGAGCCUCUCCCUCUCCAGAGAAGUGAGCUGGUCCAGGACUCCCCGGGCUUUCGGCCCCCCUCAACACAGGCCCGUCCUGCACUCGGCCUCCGGUCCUCACACUGGCCUGGACACGGGGCCGACGGCUGCCAGCGUGAAACUCAGCCACCUCCAAGAGCUCCAGGACAAGAAGGAAACCAUGGACAAGAUCUUGCACGAGCUGCACUCGCUCAGAGACCAGACGCUCAACAACAACUACUGUGGUGGCUUCCCGGCGCAGCGUAGUUUGAGUACAGGGGGAUCUUCAGAUUGUCCGUCUGCUGUUUGCUCAAAUGGAGCCGCAGCCUCCUUUCAUCCAUCGCUCACACAACACGAUGACAGUUCCAACCCCGUGGACAAACUCAGGAAGCUGAAGGAGGUCCACAAACGUUUAAAUGAGCUUCGAGAAUUGGUGCAGUACUUCCAGCAGACCUCCGACAUGAUGGUGGAUGCGGUCAAUGAAAACGUGAAGGAGGACGAUGAGGAGGAGGAGGAGACUGAGGACGGCUCCAUGCUUGAGGCCAUGUUUGACUCUGAACAAGAGAAUCGCCAGCCCCCCACCAACAUCAGAAACCCACAGCGCGGCGGGAACUGGAGCGACUUGAACCGCCGCGGGGGCUCGGGUAGCGCCACCAACGCCCCCAGCAGCAGACUCAACACCAAGUGCGAGAUCAACAACCGGUCAGCGGCCAACCUCCGCAGCUUUAAUGCCCCCUCAGCCAUUGAAUGCCAGUACAACAGGGACACCCCCUACAACUGGGUGAAGGAUGAGGACGGUCUCAAUAAUGACGGGUGUGCACAAGCUGGGCGUCCAGAGGAAGAGGCAUCGGGGUCGCGCUCGAGCAGCAGCCUCACCAACGGCGCUGCUUUCUCUCAAGAGGUUCACCAGCACAUGGCCAAGCAGAAGCUACGCCAUCUGCAGGAGCUUGUAGCCAUGGUUCAGAGUGAUGACACAGAUGCCACCACAGCAAAUGAGGAGGAAGUUCUGCACCAGCAGCAGAAUAACACUAGAGUCUUUGCGGGGGGGCCGCCGGCCGCAGCAUCCACACAGGAUCCCAGGGCAUCUGAUGGCGCUCUUUACAGCAAGGCUAGGGAGAAGAUAUACAAAGAGAAGCUUCGUCAGCAGAAGCAGGCGCUCAAGCAGGUUCACGAGGAGAGUAGGAUGCUUCGCGAAAUCCAGGUCAAGAUCCAGGAUCUCCAGUUGACCUGCCCUGACCUGCAGUCCUCACUGUCCAGCCAAGUGAGCGAGCAAAGUUUGCCGUGGAAGAUCCCGGCUGCAGCUUCCACGCCGGGCGUCGUGCAGUCUUCCUCCUCAUCUGUGCCCAAAACCAGUCCGGCCGUGCUCAAGCCCACCGCCCCGGAAGCCGCCGCAACCGGCGUCACCAACAACGAGCAGCUCUGGUUGGAGAUGCGUCACCACCAGAUGCUACGGGAAGAGCUGCGGCAGCGGCGGAAGCACCUGGAGACCCUGAUGGCUGAAAAUCAGAGGCGCGGCGGCCUCGCUGACUCCCAAUGCAGGACCGGGGAAAAAGCCAGUUCCUCCCAGCCCGUUGGCAGUCGGGAUGAAAGGACAAUGGCCACCUGGGGUUCCACUCCCUGCAACAUGGAUGUGGAUGAGGAUGAUGAGGACUAUCACUCUGAGCACACAGUGGAGGAAGAUGACAGCUCAGAACGCAGCUCUUUGGAUGACAGCGACACGUUCUCCGCGGGCAGGCUUCAGACCACCUACACCAAGAGGAAGAAUCAUGAAUGCAACCCGAAGCCUCCGCCAGCCUUUUCCUGCAAAGCAACUGGCCCGCAUCCUUCCCCUCGUGUCAAGGCAAAGACCAAUCAGCAGCAGCAGCCGCCACACAGAAGUUCCAACCAGUCUGCAAGCCAGCCUGCAGGUACAAGGCGUCAGGAGAAUCUCUGCUGGGCCUCUGAUCUCUCGGUCGCCGAGGGCUCCACCCACUGGCAGGAGCAGAUCAGCCAGCUGCAGCGACAACUGGACUUCAGCACCAACAUGUGUCAAACGCUGAUGCAGGACCAGCAGAUGCUGUCUUACAUGCUGCAAAGCCUGAUGAGGGGCCCGUACAGCAUGGUAUCUAGCAACAUGUCGUCACCGCAGGUCCACCUGGUCAUGCACCAGCUUAACCAGUGUUACACGCAGCUGGCUUGGCAGCAGAACAACGUACAAAGACUGAAACAGGUGCUGAAUGAGCUCCUACAACAACAACAACAACAACAACAACAGCAGCAGCAGCAGCAGGAGCCACAACAACGUUCAUCCCCUGCAGCCCCAGGAUUUCACCCCUUUCCUCUCUUCCCCAUGGGCGAGUUCCCUCAGAGCGCAGCAAGUCAUGCUAGCCCGGACCAGCACAAGCAACAUUUAGACCCCAACACCUCCGUGAAAACAGAGUACAUGAGUUUCCCUCCUCCACUGCAGCGCUCGCCUCUAAAUAUGGCCACAGACGGACGGCCUGCAGCGUGGCCUGACCACACCGUCCUGCGUCAUACACCUCAAACACCCCCCUGUGGACCCCCCACGCCGCCCCGCCACUGCAGCCAGUCUCCAGUGGCGUGCGGCCUGGCCUCGGAGGGAAGCAUCAGCAGCUUGCCUGAUCGAUCGGAUCCCACCACUGUCACAAAGACCUUCAAAACCGGACGCAAGGCCUCCGCCCAGGCCAACUUGGCCUCACGAAGCAGGACGACUCUUUCCAAGAGUCGCCGCAAGAGGGGCAAAGGACUCUGCAAAAACAACGAAGGUCAGCAGAGCGACAGCUUCAGCAGCAUCGCCGACUUUGACCAGGAGAGGGCUGUCUCGUCCCGCCACAAAGAUCAGCAUUUGUUGGACAAACUGACACAGGAGAAGCUGGACAGCAAGGCUAAGCUUGGGCACAAACCCAAUGACCUCUCUUCUGCUUAUGCUUGGAGAACACCCUUCCUCUCUAACAGAAUUGCAUGCACAGAAGCAGCAGAUGCAAGCAGCGACUUCUCCCUCUUUGAGGCGCUGAGGGAGACCAUUUACUCCGAGGUGGCGACCCUGAUAUCCCAGAACGAGUCCCGGCCUCACUUUCUCAUCGAGCUCUUCCACGAGCUGCAGCUGCUCAAUACAGACUACCUGAGGCAGAGGGCGCUAUAUUCCCUGCAGGACCUGGUGAGCAGGCAUCUGGCUGAGAAGAGUGCCUCCCAGGAGAUGCCACCCCUGGGUGCAGCGUCUUGGGCUGGGGGCUCUCAGUCUGAGCUCACGCCCAGCGAAAGCCCCACCACCAGCGAUGUAGAAGCGGUGGAUAAGAACAGGAAAAAGACGGACGGCGCGGAGUCUGGGGGUAAUGACAGCACCGUGUCUUCCGGCCAUCUGGACCCCUUUGCCAAGGACCACCUCACCAACACGGUCAUCCACUUGGACAAAGCCUUUGCCAGGAUGCGCAAAUACGAGCACAAGCUGAAAGGGGACGUGAGCACCGCCGGCGACUCUGACCUCUCAAAUGUCGAGGCGGCUGAGGUGGCGAUGGACGGAGCAUCAGGUGACCUGCACUUCCCUCAGAUCGACACCCAGCAGCUCAGUCAACAAAUCAAGGCCAUCAUGGCGGAGGUCAUUCCCUUCCUCGAGGACAACAUGGACAAGGUGUGUUCCUCGCAGCUGCUGACGUCUUUACGCCGCAAGGUUCUGGCGCUCACCCAGCAGGACGACGACAGCAAGGAGUUUGUUCGCUUCUUCCACCGACAGCUGGGGGGCAUCCUGCAGGAUUCCCUAGACAUGUUCAUGGGCCACACCCUGAAGAACUGCGGUGAGGACCUUGUGGUGGAGAUCUCGGACGUCCUCUUCAACGAGCUGGCCUUCUUCAGGCUCAUGCAGUUCUUGGACAACAGCAUCGCCGUCUCUUCGGAAGCCAAGCAGAAAAGGAAGCGGAAGGCGGAGGCGCCUCCUUUAGAGGAGAACAUGGCGGUCCAGCUCAACGCGUCAUCUGCCGAUGAAGACAAGGUCCGUGCAUCUUCCUCACCUCUCCCUGACUGGCAGGAUAAAGACCACGGAGAGCAGGAUUCUUCUCAGCAGGAUAUGUUCUUGGCCAGUCACCUGACAUGCCGGGACGGUGAUGACGAAGAUGAGGAAGAGGCUGAAAGUCGUGGGAUGCCGCUGUCCAUCAGUCUUUCCAAAGCUGAGACGCAGGCCCUGACCAACUACGGCAGCGGCGAGGACGAGGAGGAGGAGGAGGAGCCGGAGGAGUUCCAAGCGGGGCCCGUGGACGUCCAGACGUCCAUGCAGGCCACGGCAGAAAGCCAGGUGGAGGACCGUGAGGUCGCUUUGGACAGACGGAGCGUUCCCUGUGUGGACGUCACGUCUGAGAUGGAAAGCGACCAGAGCUCAGCAAACGGGACCACUGAGGAGGCCAUCAGCCAUCUGACUGAGGACGAACCCACGCUGGUGGAGAGUCGCAGCAAAGAGGAGGAAGACCAGCCCACGGUCGCCGCCGCUCCACCAGAGACCAGCAGGAGCCCAGAAGUUAAGAGCUUCCCGAAGGACUCGGCCAACACCAGCAGCCCCGACACCGACUCACCCGUCAUGAUCAACGUGGACGAGGCGGGCUCAGGCAGCAGCAGCCAGAGGACGUCGGACGAAGACGACUUUGUCCAAGUGGACGACCUUCCUCUGCAGCUCAGCGUCAUGUGUGAGGAGGAGCUGCAGAAGAGGAUCGUGGAGGAGCAGCAGACCAACGACUUGCGAGUGGAGCUCCUGGGCGACAACACGCAAUCUUUGCCGGGGCUGGUGGGAAACGACGAGGCUCUGAAGGAACCAGGAACCGCUGAUGCCCAGGAAGAGUAAAAGGAAACAUCGGAUCUUCUCCUCAUCUGGAACUUUAUUUCUAAAGCUAACACUGUCGUCCUAAAACACUCAUAAGUUAACUGCUAGCUGCUUUUAUUCCUGUUCUUCUCACCCUGUCACUGAUCACUUGAUCCCUUUUUGGAUGCCAGCUGUGACUUGAAACUAAUUGUUGACGUUUUUCUACAACCUUUGCUCUUUAUUGGCUUUUAUUCUCCAGGCUUCACUUUCACAUCCAUCUUGUUGCAAUCUUAAAACCUUUUCAUUAAAAUGUUUGGACUUCAACAAAA